ACUGAGAGCUUAAUGUAAACAGAAGAAUGAGAACGGGAGAAUACGGUGUUUUGGUAUGUGGCUAGCUAGUUUGCUAGCUAGCUAGCAAGCACAGUUCAGAAGGAUUGACAAUAGAACGGUUAAUACAAGCGAAAACAUCAAUAGCAACCCAAUUUCUUUAGGAAGGAAAGACUGUUAGUUGAGAAGUCCGGGGGAUUUCGACAGAAAAAGGCGCUGACAUCACUGCUUGAUUGAAGGGACACUGUGAGAAAACUGCUAACGUUAACAAGCGCUUUAGCUAGCUAGCCAACAAGGUAGCAAGCAGGCUAAGUGCUACUCGGCCGUUCCGUUCCUUUGGCCCAGUGCCCCCACCCCCUGUCGGGAUGACGCGUUGGGGUUCCUGGGGUAUGGGUGCCCGCCUGGUGGUGCUGAUGGUGGCUCUGUGCCUCUCUCUGUCGCCCUCUCCUGGACACGCGUACAUCUACGCCCAUUACAGCAACAGGACGUCUAUGGUGUUCGAAGACCUGCCUGCUCUCUUCGGGAACCAGCUGCCAAAAGAUGGAUUGCUGGGGGUGCUGGUGGAGUCUCGGCCACUCAACGCCUGUCUUCCCAUCGAGCCGCCGCCCACGCCGCUCACUCCUAUCUCUGCCAACCUCACCAAGUUCAUCGUCCUCAUCCAGCGCUUCGACUGCAAUUUUGACAUCAAGGUGCUGCACGCCCAGCAGGCAGGGUACAGCGCAGCCAUCGUUCACAACAUGCACUCAGACGUCCUGCUCAGCAUGGGCUUCAGCGAUGAGAGCAUCGUGCAGCAGAUCGAGAUCCCAUCAGUCUUCACCAGCUACACGGCCUCCCAGCUGCUCAAGAGCUACGUCAUUCCCGAGAGAGGGGCCUACGUGGUCCUCAGGCCCGAGUUUUCCUUCCCUCUGUCCUACUAUCUGAUCCCCUUCACUGGAGUGGUGGGCAUCAUCAUCCUGGUCAUGAUCACCGUCCUGAUUGUGCGCUGUGUGCAGUACAGGAAGAGGAUGCGGAGGAACAGACUGAGCAAAGAACAGCUAAAGAAGAUUCCUGUUCACAAGUUUAAGAAAGGUGAUGAAUAUGAUGUAUGCGCCAUCUGCCUCGAUGAGUAUGAAGAUGGUGACAAGCUGAGGAUUCUGCCCUGUUCACAUGCCUACCACUGUAAGUGUGUGGACCCCUGGCUGACCCAAACCAAGAAGACCUGUCCCGUGUGCAAGCAGCGCGUGACCCGGCCCAACCCCGAGUACUCCGAGUCCGAGUCCGACGGGGAGGCCGGCGGGGCGGCGGCCAGCGAUGAAGAAGGCGGGGCGGAGGCGGAGUCGGAGCGCACCCCGCUGCUCCGCCCCUCCAACCCCGGCUCGCCCUCCUCGGGCAGCCCCGGGGCCUACGCCGCCACGGUGACGGCGGCCCAGUGCCUCGGCUCGGCGGCCUGCUCCGACUCGCCCAUCCUGGGCCACGAGGGCUACUACUCCCCGGAGGAGGACUCGGCCAGUUCCGACGGGGACGGCGACGGCGACGACGCCAGCCUGUCGGACGGAGACACCGCCCACCUCCUGAGGAAUGGCGCGAUCGGGGUCUGAGGGGCCGCGGGGAGUCGCUCGUCUUCUCUGAGAUUUCCCCGAGUCGCGCAGCUACACGUUUCUGCUGUCUUUCGCUCACCACCGUUUCUCACUUCUUUUCCAGACCUCCGAUCCCUUCUGCUGCCUUUUUCGCCUGUCUCCAUUCCCCCAACCCAGCAGCAAAGUCUGUCCCCAGUUUCAGUAUCCCCACUCACUCUGUCUGUCCUGUGUCUGUCCCUAUCUCUAAAUCCAUUUGAUCUCACUCGGCACUAAAUAAACAGUUAUGGGCACUAAUUAGUUUGCAGGUAUAGGCUUCAUCUGUCUCAAUGCAGCUGGCAGAAAGUAGCCAUAAUUGUGCCAGGGGAAACUCAAGCUCAAGGAAAAAAUUCAAGCUACUAGCUAAUUCAAAAAUUAAUUUUUGAUGGCGUCAUUGGCAAACAGUUUCUUCAAGUGAGGGAUUUUUAAGUUGAAUCAUUUGUCUGGGUUUACAGAUGCUCCAGAAAUGAGUCGUUCAUUAACUGUGAUCAGUCCUGCUUUCUACUUUAUAUAUUGCCAGAUAGGUGAAAUGGCCAUUGUGAUAUGGCCUUGCACGCUCUGUGUCUGUGCACGAGCUUGAACGUGUUCGAAAGGGGUCGCAGCUGUGGUUCCUUCGGAAGUCAGGCAUUGAUCUCAUGGUAUCUUUAGCAGAUGCCUUUUUUUAACCUGAAAUUGUCAUCUGUUAGGUAGCGUAAAUCAACUUAAUUUUGGCUGGGAUCAGUGGUAUAUGGCCAGAGCGUAAAAAACACCCGAUUUAUUUGCCCAAACAUGGAAAAACAUCUCCUAUUGUGGAGAAAUGUGCACUCUUUUUUUUUUUUUUCC
This is a messenger RNA of Anguilla anguilla (European eel), 2411 nucleotides long. RefSeq names its product ring finger protein 167 (gene rnf167). Gene Ontology annotation, biological process: positive regulation of DNA-templated transcription; protein ubiquitination; ubiquitin-dependent protein catabolic process. The record is from RefSeq and is a predicted model, not a curated record. Gene Ontology annotation, cellular component: cytoplasm; nucleoplasm. Gene Ontology annotation, molecular function: ubiquitin protein ligase activity. The transcript is spliced from 10 exons. Bases 363 to 1574 code for a protein of 403 amino acids. Lineage: Eukaryota; Metazoa; Chordata; Actinopteri; Anguilliformes; Anguillidae.